This is a messenger RNA of Polyodon spathula (Mississippi paddlefish), 877 nucleotides long. It is a transcript of the gene imp3, whose product is annotated as IMP U3 small nucleolar ribonucleoprotein 3. The transcript is spliced from 7 exons. Gene Ontology annotation, molecular function: structural constituent of ribosome; snoRNA binding; rRNA binding. Bases 100 to 651 code for a protein of 183 amino acids. Gene Ontology annotation, cellular component: Mpp10 complex; small ribosomal subunit; small-subunit processome. NCBI's taxonomy places the organism in Eukaryota, Metazoa, Chordata, Actinopteri, Acipenseriformes, Polyodontidae. The record is from RefSeq and is a predicted model, not a curated record. Gene Ontology annotation, biological process: rRNA processing.
GCGCAGGCUUUGUUCUGAGUGACGCAGAGCGCCACGGCGGCUUGUCGGGCAUUUAAAAACACGUUGUUCAAAACUCACCAAGUGGAGCAAUAACUGAAGAUGGUGCGAAAACUGAAAUACCACGAGCAGAAGCUGCUCAAGAAAGUGGACUUCAUCAGCUGGGAGGUGGACCAGAAUCUACACGAAGUGAAAGUACUGCGGAGAUUCCACAUCGAGAAGAGAGAGGAUUACACCAAGUAUAACAAGCUGAGCAGGAGUGUCCGGGAGCUGGCUCGCAAGAUCAGAGACCUGGGCGAGAAGGACGGUUUCCGGGCGAAGUGCACCAGCCAGCUGCUGAACAAACUGUACACCGUGGGGCUGAUUCCCACCAGAGAGAACCUGGUGCUCACAGAGAAGGUGUCGGCCUCGUCCUUCUGCAGGAGACGUCUGCCCACCAUCAUGGUGAAGCUGAGGAUGGCACAGAACCUGAAGACCGCCAUCACCUUCAUAGAGCAGGGUCAUGUGCGUGUCGGUCCUGAGAUCAUCACAGACCCUGCCUUCCUUGUGACUAGAAACACUGAGGACUUUGUGACCUGGGUGGAUUCCUCCAAGAUCAAGCAGCACGUGAUGGAGUAUAAUGAACAGAGGGAUGAUUUUGACCUGGUUGUGUAGGAGGGUCCCUGGCUGCUGUUAAUGAAACCCUUUUCAUUGAGCUGUGAGGAGCCGCGGCCACACUGCCUGUGAGAGAGGCGCAUUGCUCUGGAGCCACGGCUGCUUUACUCAUUGCACUGCACAGGGCACAGGUCCAUUGGCAUUGCUGAAAACAGUCAGUGUAUUUAUAGCAGUGCAGUCUAAUGUGUGCUUUUUUAUAUAGAAAUACAGACUGCUUUCUACUUUA